Messenger RNA from Ogataea philodendri, 2784 nucleotides. RefSeq lists its product as uncharacterized. NCBI's taxonomy places the organism in Eukaryota, Fungi, Ascomycota, Pichiomycetes, Pichiales, Pichiaceae. Bases 1 to 2784 code for a protein of 927 amino acids. Gene Ontology annotation, molecular function: single-stranded DNA binding; single-stranded 3'-5' DNA helicase activity; ATP binding. Gene Ontology annotation, cellular component: MCM complex; nucleus. The record is from RefSeq and is a predicted model, not a curated record. Gene Ontology annotation, biological process: DNA replication initiation; mitotic DNA replication; double-strand break repair via break-induced replication. The transcript has a single exon.
AUGGCCACCUUUGCUUCCUCGCCGUUACACUCGUCGCAAGCGUUCCGUACGCAGAGCAGUAACCCUCUCAGCGAGUCGCAGCCAAACCUGGCUAGCGAUUCCAGAAGAGCGGUCCCCGAUGAAGAGAUGGAGACAGAAGAUCCAACAGCCAGUUUCCUCAGAAGAAGAAGAGAUUUGAGCUCGAUCCCGAAAGUUAGCGACCUAACCGCCGAAAAGGUGAAAGAGGCGUUUGAGCAGUUUCUCACCGAAUACACCGACCCAAACUCGGUGGAUUCUGAGUUCCAGGGCAAGUCGUAUAUUGCCCAGAUCGCCGCAAUGGCCCACUACGACUUGUCCACGAUCUACGUCGACUACCAACAUUUAUUGACCGUGGAAAACGGGAUCUUGGCAAGCGCCAUCACAGAACAGUACUACAGAUUCCUCCCGUACCUGGUGAACGGACUGCGGGCCGUGAUCAAGAAACACCAGCCGGCUUUGCUGAGACGGUCGACGAAAAUCGCCGAGGACGAAGAAGCAGGCGUGACCGAACGUGUUUUGCAGAUCUCGUUCUACAACCUGCCCACGAUCAACAGAAUCAGAGAACUGAGGGCAGAAAACAUUGGAAUGCUCAUGUCCAUCUCUGGAACAGUCACCCGUACCAGUGAAGUCAGACCAGAACUGUACAAAGGAUCGUUUACUUGUGAUGUUUGCAAGACUCUGAUUGAGAACGUGGAACAAGCGUUCAAAUACACAGAGCCAACCAGUUGUUCCAACCCUACAUGUGAAAACCACGCUUCCUGGUCCUUGAACAUCGCCAAAUCCACCUUUGUGGACUGGCAAAAAGUGCGUAUCCAGGAAAACUCCAACGAGAUCCCCACUGGAUCGAUGCCAAGAACAAUGGACGUGAUUCUGCGUGGCGAGCUGGUCGAAAGAGCAAAGCCAGGUGACAAGUGCAGAUUCACAGGAACAGAGGUUGUUGUUCCAGACGUGACCCAGCUCGGUCUUCCUGGAGUGAAACCAAUGUCUGUGCGGUCUCGUGGAAUGGCCUCCACCACAGAAGCACUCAAUUCCGGUGUCACGGGAUUGAAAGCCCUGGGUGCAAGAGACUUGACUUACAAAAUCGCUUUCUUCGGUUCGCAUGUGUGCUCUCUCGUGUCUAAAGACGGCAACAUCGAUCCCGAAGACGACGGCCAAGAGGACACAGACAAGGAACAGGAGAUGUUCCUCAACACCCUCACAGAACAGGAGGUCAACGAACUCAAAGACAUGGUUUCCGACGACCAUAUCUACUCGAAACUCGUGCAAUCGAUCGCUCCAGCUGUGUUUGGCCACGAGGUGGUGAAAAAGGGCGUGUUGUUGCAACUUCUUGGCGGUGUGCAUAAGAAAACCGUUGACGGAAUCAACCUGAGAGGAGACAUCAACGUUUGUAUUGUUGGAGAUCCAUCGACGUCCAAGUCCCAGUUUUUGAAGUACGUCAACAGUUUUGCUCCAAGAGCCGUUUACACGUCGGGCAAAGCCUCUUCCGCUGCUGGUUUGACUGCUGCCGUUAUCAGAGACGAAGAAAGCGGAGAGCUCACCAUUGAAGCCGGUGCGUUGAUGCUGGCAGAUAACGGUAUCUGUUGUAUUGACGAGUUCGAUAAAAUGGACCUGUCAGACCAGGUUGCUAUCCACGAAGCCAUGGAACAACAGACAAUCUCCAUCACCAAGGCCGGUAUUCAAGCCACCUUGAACGCCAGAACCUCCAUAUUGGCCGCUGCUAACCCUAUUGGAGGAAGAUACAACCCUAAAGUUGGUCUGAAGAGCAAUCUGACCAUGACUGCGCCGAUCAUGUCGAGAUUCGACCUGUUCUUUGUUGUUUUGGACGAAUGUAACGAGAGAGUGGACACGCAGUUGGCAGACCAUAUUGUCAACCUACACAUGUUGAGGGACGACGCCAUUGAUCCUCCGUUCUCCAAAGAGCAGCUUUUGAGAUACAUCAAAUAUGCCAGCACGUUCAAACCAAAAAUGACCAAAGAGGCCAGAGACUAUCUUGUGGAGAGAUACAAGGAGCUGCGGAGCGACGAUUCCCAGGGUCUUGGCCGCAGUAGUUACAGAAUUACUGUCAGACAGCUUGAGAGUAUGAUCAGACUGUCUGAGGCCAUUGCCAGAGCCAACUGUACCGAGGAGAUUACUCCAAGGUUCGUUGCAGAGGCGUACGAUUUGUUGAGACAGUCCAUUAUCCGUGUGGAAAAGGACGACGUUGAUAUUGAUGCGAUGGACGAAGACGAACAGGAACAAGAAAACACACAACCAGAGACACAGGACACACAGGAACGCCAGCAAUCGGGCGAGCCCCAGGAAAAACACAAAGCCGCCAUCCCAUACGACAAGUACGUGCAAAUGAUGAACCUGUUUGUGCGCAAGAUCGGAGAGAAGGAGACCAGAGGCGAGUUGCAGGACGACUCGGACUCCAGCCACGGAUACACUGCAGAGUUCCUUGUUGGGUGGUAUUUGGAGCAAGUUGAAUCGGAGAUUGGCGACGAGAGAGGUUACUGGGAAGAACGCAAGCUGGCCUUCAAGGUGCUCAAGAGACUGGUGAAGGAUAAAGUGUUGAUGAGUGUCAAUCCUGACCAAGGAAACAUGGAGAUUCCUCAGGAGUUUGUGGUGAAUGACGGAAUGUCUCGUGCUGAAGUUGAAAGACGAACCAUGGGGUUGGAGGAAUGGCAACGGAAGAAGGAGGCCGAGAAACGGGCCAACAUGAUAUAUGUUUUGCAUCCAAACUGCGCGGUUGUGGAUUUCUUCGACCAACAGGAAGAGACAGAAUGA